Pocillopora damicornis (cauliflower coral) is the source of this 2842-nucleotide messenger RNA. Its product is annotated as protein O-mannosyl-transferase TMTC4. The record is from RefSeq and is a predicted model, not a curated record. NCBI's taxonomy places the organism in Eukaryota, Metazoa, Cnidaria, Anthozoa, Scleractinia, Pocilloporidae. Gene Ontology annotation, cellular component: endoplasmic reticulum membrane. Gene Ontology annotation, molecular function: mannosyltransferase activity; protein binding. Gene Ontology annotation, biological process: protein O-linked glycosylation via mannose.
GCGUGACGUAUCAAAAAUACAUCUGCGAGCAGGACUGCUUCCUUCGGAAUUGUUUUUGUGUAGCCAGGUGAUAAAUACAGACAAGAGGAUGGCGCGUGAACAGAAUUUAAACAGGAGAUACGGGAGAACAGCUACAGAGGAUUCAUCGAAUGAUACCAGUGCUUUAAAACCAUACAUUUUGGUAGCAAUCGCGGCAAUUGCGUGUUACUUGAACUCCUUAUUCGGCGAGUUUGUUUAUGAUGACUUCGAAGUCAUCGAGACGAACGCAGAUGUUAGGCCUUCAACGCCAAUUUCUAACCUGUUUUCAAACGACUUUUGGGGCAUUCCGUUAAAAAGAAACGAUUCUCACAAAUCUUAUCGUCCCAUAACUGUUUUGACAUUCCGCUGGAAUUUCCUCGCUGGAGGCCUCAAUCCAAUAGGAUACCACUUCAUCAAUGUGGUUUUACAUAGCAUUGUGUCGGCGUUAUUUUUUCAUACAUGCAUUAGGAUUUUAGAUGGCAACGUUGAUUCUAAAACUAAAUCACUUCCUCUUCUUUGUGGUAUGCUCUUUGCUCUUCAUCCGAUACAUACAGAGGCUGUAGCUAAUGUCGUGGGUCGUGCAGAAAUCCUCUGUGCCUUGUUCUACCUCUUAGCCCUGUUGUCGUACAUAAAUUGUUUUCCUGAUGGGACCACAGAGGACAGCAGUAAAAGACCAGCUAAGUAUUCAAGGGUUUGGCUUGCUUCGUGCAUCAUCUGGUGUGUGUUAUCUCUCUUUAGCAAAGAACAAGGCAUCACAGUUUUAGAAGUUUGUAUUGCUUACGAUUUGGUUUUUGUCUGCAAGUUUAAAGGGGAACAUUUACUCAAAAUAUUUUCUUCGCCUACGGUUUUAUUAAGACAAUGGCCAAAGUGGGCCGUUCGAUUGGUCGAAAGAUUUUCCAUCCUCGGCUUGGCGUCUGUAAUUCUUCUGUACCUGAGAAUUGUAAUCAUCUCUGGAGGUUUUGUCCUUUCUUUCACUGAGUCCGACAAUCCCACAUUGUUUCAUCCUGACGUAUGGACUCGAUUUAGGACUUACUCUUAUUUGUGCGCGCUAAAUGCGCGACUUCUACUGUGUCCGAACAGCCUGUGUUAUGAUUGGUCCAUGGACAGCAUAUCCCGGAUUGAAUCAUGGUGGGACAUGCGCAAUAUGCAAACGCUCGUGUUCAGUGGUAUACUUGUUUGUUUGUGCUGUUAUGGUCUUCAGUCUUCAACUAUACCGUCUUCUAUACCGUCUUCAACUAUAUCGUCUUCAACUAUACCGUCAACUCUACCUAGAAAGUCUAAGAAAAGUUCUUCAAAGCCACUAGAUUCUAAUGAAAAUGAUAUUCAUUUAAGAGAUGAUUUUAGGAAUGCAGAGUCUCAGCAUUGUGGACUGAAAAUGGAUGAGUGCGAGUCUCCACAAAGAAGACGAGUUGUGAUGUUUUCAUUGGCUUUAUUGAUCAUACCAUUUCUACCAGCUUCUAAUCUCUUCUUGCCCGUUGGGUUUGUUGUCGCCGAGAGAAUUCUUUACAUUCCCAGUAUGGGACUCUGCAUUUUGGUUCCAUUUGGAAUCUCAAUCUUGUUUGGAACCCAAACAAAGGUGGAAGAAGAUUCCUCAACACAUGAGAACUCUGAUAAGAUGUUAGUGCAAAAAACUUCACGUACAAGUUGGAGUUUUGGUCUUUCUGCCACUGGUAUGGUUUUAGUUCACAGCCUUCUGUUGUUGUUCGCUGCAAAGACAGUACGCCGCAAUUCAGAAUGGCUGAACAAGGAAGCGCUGGCCCGAUCAGGACUGAAAGUGAACCCCACUAACGCUAAGAUUCACGUUAUGCUUGGAAAUGUUCUUGCAAAGAAGUCUUCUCGCUUGGGAAGAUGCUCUUGUGGCCGCUUUUGAGGAAAAAGGGAAAAAAUGGAACCGAAAAAGUAAUCAAAAAGGGGGAAGAGUACCUGAGGAAAGGAUUAGCAUUGGAUCCACUGGACAUCAACAGCCGUCUUCUGCUCGUUCAAGUUCAGCUUAUGAAGGGCGAACUCGAUUCCGCUGAAAAAGAAGUCCGUUUUGUUCUCGCUCAUGAUGAGUACAACAUCAACGCCGAGUACAUUUUAGGAGGAAUUCUAGAACUCAAAGGUUUACUCAAACAAGCCAGACAUUAUUUUCUUGAUGUUCUAAAAAAAGAUCAUUUACAUAAAGGAGCAAUCACAGCGCUACAACGUAUAGCUAAAAAGGUUAAAUAGAUUGUGCAGUUUAUUUUAUAGUUAUUAAAAAUAGAUAGUGCCCGUUGAGUUAUUUAAAAAAAAAAACGUUUAGUCAGUAUACGUGCAAAUUACAAUAUCUUGUGUUCAACCUAAUUGCGGAGAUUGAGGGGCCGUUUCCUUUUUAAGGAGAUGAGUAAUCAUGCGAAAACAAAAACAGGAAUUUUAUUGAUUUGGAGAAUUUUUAAUUGAUUGUCGUAAAACCAAAACUGAAGUAAUCACAACAGCCUAUUGAAGACUCAAGGUAAAAAGACAAACGACCAAAAGCGCGGGAAAACGCAGGCGACCAAGUCACGGUUGGGUAUCGGUUGGCGUCUGAUUGGUUGGGAGCAUGGUGGCGCGAGUUUUCUAGACCAAUCAGAGACAGAUUAAAGCAAAAUCAAAGGAAUCCCGGAUUACUUUCGAAACUCAAUUGAAAAGUGCUUUGUAUAUGAGCAGAUAAAAAUUGUCCAAAUAUUAGUAAUCCAAGACGCGAAGAAUUUAAGCUUGACAUAACUAAGACAAUACACAGAAGUUGAAAGUCAGUUGAAUAUUAAUUGUAUUUAUUUCCUAUAAAUUGCUUUUAAAUAUUUUUAUUAAACUUUAACCAAAUGUGCAA